AUGAACACCAUGGAAUUGGGCAUUAGAGAACUCAUCUACUACUUGGGAAACUUCCACAUCUCAAUACCACCAAAAUCCGCCCUUACUACGGAGAACACCAACACCACGGACAUCGACCGACUCACUAGCCUUCUCAAAAACUUCCACAUCUUAACCUCCUCAAAGGGCACACAAGAGUCCAGAAUGAACCUCGCGGACAUUCAAAAUCUCAUCGACCUCUUCAGAAAGUCAUUAAUUUCAAAGCCCUCAAAGUUCAUUCCAGCUACAAUCAACAUCACGGAAGUUCAAAAUCCCAAGUACUUCACCGAGAUCGAAAUCGCCUCGAUCGCAACUGUCUCAACUGGCGCCCAGGGCUCACUCCCAACAACCUCAGACGUCACUUCCGCAUCCAGUGUCUCGUCGCCGUCGUCAUCAAAGCUCAUCAGAUUUAUCGACUUCAACGACCGCAGCCCCGAAGCCCGCGACGCCAGACUUGCCAACUUGCUACUCUCGCUGGACGAAGAUAUCCCAGAGGAGGUCGAUGACACCAUCAAAACACUCAUCAAAAAUCAAACCACCACAACAAUGAAGUUCGGUGAUCACUACCUCGAGUACAAACAACAAAUGGCCACCAAACGCCUCACUGAGAAGAAGCUUCCAACCUCAGCCGCGAGAUCUAGCCAUCAAAAUCACCAUCACCACGCAAUCACACAAAUGCCUUGUGAGUCUUCCAAAUUACGUGGGAUUAUGGGCAAGCCCUCAGACUCGGCACACCGCCAGUAUGGAAAGCCGAAGAAUCGCACAGCCUGGAAAAAUUUCACCAAAGAAGAGUAUCAGUACCACAAUCACACAUCACCAAUGACCGGAAUCAUCUAAUCAUCACCACUACCUCAACCGUGGUGCAAACCACUCACCGCUUAAACUCAAAAUUUGACUCAUUAGACUAUGCUAGAACUGAGAUCGAAGAACAGUACAACCAUAUUUCCGACAAAGGCAAGCCCCUUUUUUGACGAACCGUGGAUCAGACGAAAACAAAGUUUGGCUUAAUCUUCUAUCAACAACCUGGAACUCUCAA
Messenger RNA from Hyaloscypha bicolor E, 1054 nucleotides. RefSeq lists its product as uncharacterized. Lineage: Eukaryota; Fungi; Ascomycota; Leotiomycetes; Helotiales; Hyaloscyphaceae. The transcript has a single exon. The record is from RefSeq and is a predicted model, not a curated record. The coding region runs from base 1 to 855 and encodes 284 amino acids.